AUGUGCGACGGUGGAAUCGUCGGCAUCCAAGCGAGCGAUGUGUGCUGCUCCGCCAGCUGCGGGUCUUGCGGAGGUUCUGGGUGCUCCGGCAGGGACGGUGGCUCAGACGCCUGCUGCGGUGGCGGAGUGAGGGCCUCGGGCCGCUUCUGUUCUGUAACGGGAGAGGCGCCUUGCAUGACCGGCCCUGCCCCUACUCCGGAACCUACGCCGGCCCCUACGCCGCCUCCUACUGUUGAAGUUCCGAUGUGCGACGGUGGAAUCGUCGGCAUCCAAGCGAGCGAUGUGUGCUGCUCCGCCAGCUGCGGGUCUUGCGGAGGUUCUGGGUGCUCCGGCAGGGACGGGACGGUGGCGCAGACGCCUGCUGCGGUGGCGGAGUGAGGGCCUCUGGCCGCCUCUGUUCUGUGACGGGAGAGGCGCCUUGCUUGCUGUAACAGAACGUCGUUCAUCCAUCGCGACGUCCCUUUGAUGCACGACUUGACCUCACUCAUGUAAUGUUCGAAACAGGCAUACGCAGUUAAGUUUCAAGGUUGGGGAAGCACGUUGGGACACCCCAACCAUUCUCUGGAUGGAAAAGUCUCAAUCCCCCCCCGGCGUACAAUCCUAGGGUAGCGAAAAGCAGUAAGGUUGCCCAACCAUUCCGGAACUUGUGGACAUUUCAUAGGGCAGUUAUCGAGGAGGGUGUUGAUGUUGGUCAAAGGUAAAUAUUUUAUUGUAGGGCUUCGCACGAAAUGUCGCAGCAUGUCGGUGAUACAAAGACUGCAGUUGUGCAGUCUUAUGAUUUGCCUUCGAUGCUCGGGUCGAAAAGGAGGAUGGUUAGGGUUUGGGUAAGGGUCUCCUGUGCUGUCGUUCGACACAAAACCCCAACCAAAAGAUGUUACAGAGGGCGGAUGAUGAGUUAUCAACGUUGUGCUGACUACCUUCUGUGUAUGCGACACGGCGGCAGUCGUAUUUGUGCUGAAGAUUUUUUCUCAUUUGCUAGGUCGAAACGUUGUGACGCUAGGUGAACCGUGGUUCCGUCGAUACGUUUGUGCUUGAAUGGGGCAGCCCUCAUCUUCUAAAUUGCUUUUAAUCUGACCCACAAAUUUAUACCAUUAUUAUAUCUUUCCCCCCGUGGAAAAUUGGGUAACCGGCAUCAAAGCUGACCUGCACAAUCUCAGGUAGGUCAAAAUUAGGGGAAUGCACGGAGCGUUUUCUCUCAUGGACCAUGUGGAGGAAACAGCUGGGUCGCUUCUACUCUGAUAUAUGAGAAAACGACACGACAGCGUAUAUCCUGGUCGAAUAGCGACACACGUAUAUUGGGAUAACAGUUGUAAAUGCACUCAUAUAUCAUUGGUCAGCGCCCAAACCCCGGUGCGUCGGGAAAGGCGCAGAAUAUACCCCGCCUUGAUUACUUUCUUAAUUACUGUACGUUGUGUUCGGAAAUAUGUACCCUGACCUGUUGAAAAAUUAGGCCCUUUCGUUUAUCAUUUCCCCCGCACGAAUCUC
Molecule: messenger RNA, 1485 nt
Organism: Ectocarpus sp. CCAP 1310/34
Lineage: Eukaryota; Phaeophyceae; Ectocarpales; Ectocarpaceae
Source: the annotation of a GenBank genome assembly